Adineta ricciae is the source of this 1119-nucleotide messenger RNA. Lineage: Eukaryota; Metazoa; Rotifera; Eurotatoria; Adinetida; Adinetidae. The record is from the annotation of a GenBank genome assembly.
AUGAAUAACAAGGUUGCACCUGAGGAUCUGGCUAUCGAAAUGGAAACAGCCGAGACGGCUCUGCUUACCGCAGAGACUGAGAAAGUAUCGCUCGACACUCCAAAAUCGUCCGGUCAUUUGACGAUGAAACGUCUCAGUCUAGUCCUGUUAGCGGUACAAAAUGUAGUUCAUAUUCUACUUGUACGCUACGUGCGCACUCUGCCCGGUCCACGAUUUAUCAAAUCAACUUUCGUGUUCGUUACGGAAAUUCAAAGGACUAUAUUUAGUAUUUUACUAGUUUGGCACGAAGAACGUAGUAUUAUUGCCGGUACAAAAAAGAUUUUUAAUCAGAUCUUUGGAAAUCCGCGUGAUACAUUGAUGGUUAGCAUUCCAGCAUUUAUCUAUACAAUACAAAACAAUCUGAUCAUUAUCGCUGUGUCAAACCUCGAUGCCCCGACUUACAUGGUUACCAAUCAAUUGAAAAUUUUCACGACGGCUAUGUUUACGGUCACCAUGUUGAAUCGUCGACUAGGUCUCAUUCAAUGGUUGUCGUUAGUUUCUCUCUUCUGCGGUAUCUGCCUUGUACAAGUCGACAGUAUAACUUCGAAAGAACCGAAAAAGGAUGUAAAUGCCGUCGUGGGACUUCUGGCAAUGGUCUGUUCUAGUAUUUCCAGUGGCUUUGCAGGUGUAUUUAUAGAGAAACUACUGAAGAAUUCUGAUGUAUCAGUAUGGAUUCGAAAUAUUCAAUUGGGCAUGUUCAGUGUGAUCGGUAGCCUGUCGGUGAUGUUUAUAAUAGACGGAAAAGAAGUGCAAGAGAAAGGUAUUCUGUACGGUUACUCUGAGAUGGUUUGGAUGUCCACUAUUGGUCAUUCCCUAGGCGGGUUAAUCGUCGCAUUAGUUAUUAAAUACGCCGACAAUAUUUUGAAAGGUUUCGCAUCAGCGUCAGCCAUUAUUCUUGCGUGCAUUAUUAGCGUAGCGCUGUUUGAUUUUCAAAUGACUGUUCCAAUGGUGUUUGGUUCGCUAUUGGUCAUCGUAUCUAUUUUGGCUUAUUCGAAUGUGUGCAUACUCGUUGACACGUCAGCGAUUGAUUUUACCAUGAUGGACAAGUUGAAUUUUUUUGUAAAGAAAAUGCCCAUGUAA